CAGAGACGUAUUACGUAAAUACACGCUGGAUUCGUGCAAUAUAUGCGUAUUAUGUGUAUUAAAGUAGCUGCCUAUAAAAAUAAUAGUUAAAAUAUCAUAAAUCCGAGUUUUCUUAUUUCGAUUUUUACACUAAUUGAUAUUUUUAAUUUAUGUAAAUUUAUCUAUGUAAUUAUAUCUCUCGAUUCAAAGAUAAGAUAAUUUUUAAUUAUUACUAUUAAUUCAGUACAUGAAAAAAAAACUGAUGGCUUGAAAUAAAUUGCUUGCAACCCUGCUGUUAAAUUUGACUGCUUAAACACAUCAAAAUUCGCAACAUUAUUGUUAGUUGAAUGAUUAAAUUGGUGUUAAAAAAAAAUGUCUGAAGAACCUCCAAAAAUCCGUUUUAAAAAUCCACAAUACAGUUAUAUUGAACCUGGUGGCAAAAAGCACGUCUUCAAAUCACUGAAACAAAUACUGGCGGUGGAAAAAACCCAACAGUGGCCAGAAGGCACUAUGUCUUACUCCUCUUUCAAUGCGCCACCCUCUUUGCGACCACCUAAAAAAUAUUCUGAUAUAUCGGGACUGAUUGCACCGUACACUGAUCCUCACUCUAAGUUGCGUUAUGCGAAUUCUGAAGAAUAUGCGGUGGUGAAGACUUUGCCUUCCGAUAUUGUGGCUGGUUAUUUGGCGUUACGUGGUGCCAGUAGUAUUGUUGGCUAAUGAUUAUCAAAUUUAGACUUAAUGGAUAUAAUAAGCUUAUUAAUUAAGAACGAAAUGAAAAGUUAUUUAGUAGAACUAUAAGGUCAUAAAUGCUGCAGUUUCCCGAAAAAUAUUUACAAUUCCGCAUAUACUUACACACA
This is a messenger RNA of Bactrocera oleae (olive fruit fly), 836 nucleotides long. Its product is annotated as INO80 complex subunit C. Lineage: Eukaryota; Metazoa; Arthropoda; Insecta; Diptera; Tephritidae. Gene Ontology annotation, biological process: chromatin remodeling. The record is from RefSeq and is a predicted model, not a curated record. Gene Ontology annotation, cellular component: Ino80 complex.